GUCGGAUCACGUGACACCAAGUUUGUCAACGCGAGGAGAAGGUGUGAUGUCUGCUGGCGUAUUUACCGUUUCUGCUAGACUCAGACACACCGCUACAGUUAUCUUCUUGCACGGAUUAGGUGAUACAGGGUAUGGAUGGAGCCUUGCUAUGAAACAGAUCCAGUCUCCACAUAUCAAAUACAUUUGCCCUACUGCAAAUGUGAUGCCAGUUUCACUAAACGACGGUGCUAGAAUGCCAGCAUGGUACAACAUCUACAAAUCUGGAAUGCAAGGCAGUCGUUUUACAAUUGAUGAGCAAGGUGUCAAAGAGGCUGCAAGUAGAGUGCAUAGUAUGAUCAAAGACGAAGUAGAUCAUGGCAUAGCAAGUGACAGGAUUGUUUUAGGUGGAUUUUCUCAAGGAGGUGCUAUUGCUCUCUAUGCAGGAGUAACAGCAGAGAAGCAAUUAGCAGGCAUUACAGCUCUAAGUACAUACUUUCCACUUGAUCACAAUGUGUUUCAGAUACAAAAAGCUAAUGCUCAUACUCCAAUAUUUCAAUGUCAUGGUGAUUGUGACCUUGUCGUGCCGUACCAACAUGCAGUUGAGUCUAGUGAACUGCUGAAAUUGUUCUGCACAAGAUACAAAUUCAAGACAUACAAGGACUUGGGACACAGUUCAAGUGAUCAGGUUUUACGAGAUGUGAAGUCAUUUAUAGGCGAACACAUUCCACCGUUGAACAGCAACAUGUAGCUACAAUAUACAAAUUAUUUAAUAUUAACAGGCAUUUGAUAUUUUUGUUUGAUACCAGAUGCAAGACAUGAUGCAAUUCUAGUGCACAGUUAGGACAGAUAAACAAAUUGUUGUAUUACAGAUAAACUUCAUACCAACACCACCCAGUUGCGUUACAACAGAAUUGACUGCUCUAUAAUAUUUCUGACAUCUUUCCUCAAUUAACUUUGUAACUGCAUGCCUAUUUGAUGCUUCAGGUUAAGGAGGUAAAAAUAGUGUGGCAAUGACUGAACUUGCUUAUUUGUUUUAGUCCAAAAAAUGAAUGAAAUAUUUAUU
Messenger RNA from Corticium candelabrum, 1042 nucleotides. RefSeq names its product acyl-protein thioesterase 1-like. The record is from RefSeq and is a predicted model, not a curated record. Lineage: Eukaryota; Metazoa; Porifera; Homoscleromorpha; Homosclerophorida; Plakinidae. Gene Ontology annotation, molecular function: palmitoyl-(protein) hydrolase activity; carboxylic ester hydrolase activity. Gene Ontology annotation, biological process: protein depalmitoylation. Bases 47 to 727 code for a protein of 226 amino acids. The transcript is spliced from 9 exons. Gene Ontology annotation, cellular component: cytoplasm.